AUGCUAUCUAAACACCUUUUGAAUAACGUUAAUAAAAUACGUAAUUUUUCUAAUGUAAAACGGAGUUUUGGAGCUGGUAGAGUAUACCUUAACAAAUCUGCAGGUGGUACCAGCAAGACUAGCACUAGUACCACUGCUAGUUCAGGAUCAGAUGUAAGCAAUGUACCGGGAUUAUCAUCUGCUUGUGUUUCUAUUCCUUCUCAACCCGUAGGACCUGGAGCAUCAAAAGACUCUAAUAAUUACCAAAAUCCUGAAUAUUUUAGUUACAAUACUUACAGUUAUUUUGAAGCAGAAGUUGAAAUGUUGAAGUAUCGGUGUCCUCAACCAUCUACCGAUACUCCUUACUAUCAAACUAAGUAG
Molecule: messenger RNA, 360 nt
Organism: Phyllotreta striolata
Lineage: Eukaryota; Metazoa; Arthropoda; Insecta; Coleoptera; Chrysomelidae
Source: the annotation of a GenBank genome assembly